This is a messenger RNA of Bicyclus anynana (squinting bush brown), 1358 nucleotides long. It is a transcript of the gene Rpe, whose product is annotated as ribulose-phosphate 3-epimerase. Lineage: Eukaryota; Metazoa; Arthropoda; Insecta; Lepidoptera; Nymphalidae. Gene Ontology annotation, molecular function: metal ion binding; D-ribulose-phosphate 3-epimerase activity. Bases 236 to 913 code for a protein of 225 amino acids. Gene Ontology annotation, biological process: pentose-phosphate shunt, non-oxidative branch; pentose-phosphate shunt; carbohydrate metabolic process. The transcript is spliced from 4 exons. Gene Ontology annotation, cellular component: cytosol. The record is from RefSeq and is a predicted model, not a curated record.
AUUUAUGAACUUGUAUCCAAGGCCGUAAAAUAAAUUAAAAAAAAAAUAAAAUCUAUGUCUAAUACUCCUUGUCCUUGGUGAUAUUGAUAAGUCUUAUCUUUAUUUGACGUCUGUGACUUGUGAGUCUUAUCAAUAACAAUAGAUGUGAGAUAACCUAUUAAAACUUUGCAUAGUAAUAAUUCUUUCGUAAAAUAUUAAUUAACUGAAAAUUAUAUUUUAUAUAUAAUAAAAUAAAAUGAGUCGCCACUUGAAAGCUUUAAUUGGGCCUAGUAUUCUCAAUGCAGACUUAUCGAAGCUAUAUGAAGAAUCUCAAAAGCUCCUGGAUAAUGGUGCGGAUUAUUUACACUUAGAUGUUAUGGAUGGACAUUUCGUCCCCAAUCUAACAUUCGGACAUCCAGUAGUGAAGUGUCUGCGUGGUAAAAUAAAGGAUGCCUUUUUUGAAACCCAUAUGAUGGUGUCAAAUCCAGAGCAGUGGAUAGUUCCUAUGGCUGAUGCAGGUGUUAAUCAGUAUACAUUUCACAUUGAACCAGUAAAUAAUGUUGAAGAUGUUUGCAGAAAAAUAAAGGAGCAUGGCAUGAAGGUUGGAGUAGCAAUCAAGCCUGGUACACCAGUAGCUGAUGUUGAGAAAUACAUAAAUAUGGCUGACCUAGUGCUUAUAAUGACAGUGGAACCUGGUUUCGGAGGGCAAAAGUUUAUGGAAAAUCAAAUGGAAAAAGUAAAAUAUCUAAGAGAAAAUUAUCCAUUACUGGACAUUGAGGUGGAUGGUGGAGUAGGUCCUUCAACAAUAAAUUGUUGUGCUAAUGCUGGGGCCAAUUGGAUUGUAUCUGGAACAGCUGUAAUUGGGGCUGCUGACCAGUCUGCAACUAUUAAUUUUCUGAGAGAUGCCGUGAAUAAUGCCAUUAAUAAGAAAUGAUUUUUUACUUGAACUUUAUUUUUAGAAAUAACUAAACAUACAAUGUUAUAUACAGAGAAGUAAAUAGACUGAUUAAAGAGCCAUUUGAUACUGUUAAAAGAAUGACAAUAUUAUAGAACAAAGCUAUCCAAGCUUGCUCAUGGUAAAAUACUGCCAUAUAAAAAUUGGCAUACUCCAAGAGCUAUCAUACAUACUACCAAGUAUGCAUGAUAGACAAUUUUUUUGUCUAUUUCCUUUAUUUCUGUCUAUUUACCUCUUUGUUUAUGGUUUACUGUAAGAAUAUUGCUAGUGGGAAAAAUAGAUCUAAUUAAGUGAAACUAUAAACAACUGUGGUGCUAUUUAUAAGUUUUUAUUAUAAAAGAAGAAAGUACCAACUUAGUACACAUUCCUAUAAAGUAAUAAGAUAAAAAUUUUGUACUUUUAUAAAAUAAAAUACCUUUCUGUA